UUUAUACUCUUUCUAAAUGCACAUAUUUAUUUGGUUUGCCAAUUCUUCUUUAGCAUGGGCAUUAUUGGAGUUUAAAAUGUCGCAUCAUAUGAUCUCCAUACCAAAUCUUCCAAAACCUUAUUUCAAAUUCAAACCCUAAUCCCGGUCCCUGAGGCAUUCCUCCCAAACUCAACUCUUCUCUUCUCUCUCUCUCUGAACACCUCAAAACUUGUUCACCCAUCGACAAUGGCGGACCACGUUUGCAAAGACUUGGAUAUGGGAUAUGAAGAUAAGCCACUAGAACCAGAGAGUGAAGGAGGUGCAGAUGAAUAUCUGGAGAGUAUAAUCUUGGGUACCCGUGCUCUGCAGAUCAGCAUGAAUACCCCUGUGAUGGUUGAAUUGGAGGGUGAGACUCACCCACCUGAGGGUAGGAGUUCUCCAGCAAGUGCUUUGGAGAUUAGGAAAAAUUCUUGAUGUUCUGAUGCACGCAUCAAAAUGUCCUUUAGCUCCUGCAUCACAAUGUCAGUACCCCAAUUGUCGUAAGAUUAAGGGGCUUUUCCGCCAUGGAAUU
Molecule: messenger RNA, 550 nt
Organism: Prunus dulcis (almond)
Lineage: Eukaryota; Viridiplantae; Streptophyta; Magnoliopsida; Rosales; Rosaceae
Product: DNA-directed RNA polymerases II, IV and V subunit 6A-like
Exons: 5
Coding region: 226-453 (75 amino acids)
Biological process (GO): DNA-templated transcription
Molecular function (GO): DNA binding; DNA-directed RNA polymerase activity
Source: RefSeq, a predicted model, not a curated record